Oryzias melastigma (Indian medaka) is the source of this 1341-nucleotide messenger RNA. It is a transcript of the gene arfrp1, whose product is annotated as ADP-ribosylation factor related protein 1. The record is from RefSeq and is a predicted model, not a curated record. Lineage: Eukaryota; Metazoa; Chordata; Actinopteri; Beloniformes; Adrianichthyidae. Gene Ontology annotation, biological process: protein localization to organelle; intracellular protein transport; Golgi to plasma membrane protein transport. The coding region runs from base 162 to 767 and encodes 201 amino acids. Gene Ontology annotation, molecular function: GTPase activity; GTP binding. Gene Ontology annotation, cellular component: Golgi apparatus. The transcript has 7 exons.
ACGUAGACACGGUAGAAGUUCCGGUGUAAACGAAGGUUUUGGAUCCGUGUUGGAGAAGCCUCGUCCCGUUUGUUUUGGUUCUUUUUUUUUAAGAUGGUUAGCUUGUUUUAAAUGACGUCCAUUUUAAGCUAGGCUAGCAGACAUCGCGCGCGGCCUCGAGGAUGUUCACGCUGCUGUCGGGGUUGUAUAAAUUCAUGUUCCAAAAGGACGAGUUCUGUGUCCUAAUCCUGGGCCUGGACAACGCCGGGAAAACGACCUUCCUGGAACAAACCAAAACCAAGUUUAGUAAGAACUAUAAGGGUAUGAAUCUAAACAAGAUCACCACUACUGUGGGUCUGAACAUUGGUACAAUCGAUGUGGGCAAAGCUCGGCUCAUGUUUUGGGACCUGGGAGGUCAGGAGGAGCUCCAGUCUUUGUGGGAUAAAUACUAUGCAGAGUCCCACGGAGUUAUCUACGUGAUUGAUUCCACUGACGAAGAGCGUCUGUCGGAAUCCAAGGAGGCGUUUGAGAAAAUGAUCAGCAGUGAGGCGUUAGAAGGUGUCCCGCUCCUCGUGCUUGCCAACAAGCAGGAUGUUCCGGACUGCCUGUCAGUUCCAGACAUCAAGACGGCUUUUAGCGACUGCGCUCCAAAGAUCGGAAAGAGAGACUGCCUGGUUCAGCCGUGCACCGCCCUCACCGGGGAUGGAGUGAAUGAAGGCAUCGAGUGGAUGGUAAAGUGUGUGGUCAGGAAUAUCCACCGUCCCCCCCGGCAGAAGGACAUCACCUAAGACACUGAAACCUCUCUGGAUCAGACAGACUGAAUUCUUCUGCCCGUGCGGCCCUGUAGUUUCACUCCUCUUUUUUUCAUGACAGAGUGAACAGAGAUGAGCCCCUGAACCUCCUACCGUUUCAGAAACUCAGUCUAGCUACAGUCAGACUGCAGCUCACAGAGAACAGGAGCUUCUUGUGAACAUAUGCUGUUACAUUUCCACACCUGUCUGCUCACGGGCUUCAUCCCUGCGCUCAACAACCUCUAACCCUUAAGACCAGGAUCCAGCCCCUUUUUACCUGUUGAUGACCAAAGCUCCUUCUCCUGCACCAGGCCCUCUCUUCUGAUGAACUUCCAGGCAGAAAAAAAUUUAGGAUUCUGUCUCCAAACAUCUCAAACUAUCAGAUAUACAGACUGCCUCCUGAGCCCCAGCUGUGUUUGAAAGCCACAGAAAAGGUCUCUCUGAGGCAGACCUGCAGGUCUUAGUAUUGGAGCUUGUGGACUUCACAUCUGCUGGAUCCAUGUGUGAAGUUUUGAAGAGAAAUGAAGUCUGUGGAUUGUUUGUUUUGAAAUAAAGAAUAGUUUCAUAAAUG